Molecule: messenger RNA, 2433 nt
Organism: Neodiprion fabricii
Lineage: Eukaryota; Metazoa; Arthropoda; Insecta; Hymenoptera; Diprionidae
Exons: 6
Coding region: 420-1295 (291 amino acids)
Source: RefSeq, a predicted model, not a curated record
UGAAAUCAUCCCUUCCACCGAUAUUUCCAUCACCCCCUUCCAUCAUCACCCCCACCAUGAAGUUGGGGAAGGGAUGAACACCGCCACAGCCUGCACGCAGACACAGACUGUACUACCAGGGAGUGGAGAAUUUCCCGGCACGAUAGGAGCGCGCUAGGGGCGAUUGGCGUGGAGGCGGUAUCCUUAAGGGUGCGAAAGAGUAACGUAUAUGUGACUAGGGGCAGCAGAUUUCCAAAACCCCUACGCAAAGAGCGGGGACGAGCAAGCCGGCUUCGUCAUCUCAGUAGACCCACGGUUUCCGGACUCUACGGACAAACCAGAUAUUUCAAUCACGGUGCAUAUCUCACAACACAUAUCUUUGGAAAGACUAUUUCAAUCGUCACACGGCUUGAGGAAAGACUGAAAACAACGUAAAGAGAAUGCAGGCUAUCGUAGGGUUGCUGAGCUUUCACGUGUUGCUCGCGAGCAACAUAAUGGGAUCGAAGGGUCAGCAGUACGGUGUCCAUCCGGCGAACCCCGAGCUGGGUAUCCCGGUUCAAAUAUCGGGAGGGCUUACCGAGAAACGGGGAAAUAUGGAGGAGCCAUCUUGCGAGGAGCUCAGAGCCAUGUGGAGAUACAGCAAGAGGCAGAGCAGAGCUGCAGAAAUCACCAACGAAAUACCAACCUACCGCGAUCCGUUCUCGUACAACGUUUGGGAGCCCUAUCUAGACCGGACGCAGUCGUCCCUGGUCUAUCGGGGACCCACAGGUCCUGCCAGAGUCCGCGGAGCGGGUGGCGUGCCGAUAUUCGGAAGAAUAGUCCACAAAGCUCCCGCGGGUCAUCAACUGCGGAACGGCAUGCCCGACAGAACGCGAGCUUUCGAGGAGGUGACGCGCCAUUAUGGAACGGUAAAUCGUCACCCCUCACAGUCACCCCGUCGUCGCCUGACGAAUUUCCGGCACGUGGGUGGAGCUUCGCCCUCAUCCCAAGACAGCAUCUCCCACGUUCCUCAGGCCGGAAGCUUUCAGCACUUGAAGGAACUCAUCCGCACCGAACGAGCCCGAGAACUCCAGGAGCAACGUAUCGCCGAAGAAGUAGCUGCGCGGGCUGCGGCAAUCAAGGAGAUGACAAACGGACAUAGACAAAGCAAGCCGGAGACUCGUCAGCACUACUUGAACUCCCUGCAGUCCUACAACGACAUGAAAAACGUCAACUACAACGACUACGACCAGGUGCAAUACGUCUCGAACAUGGCAAACCUUGGGCAGUCCCUGUCGAGAGGCGAUCAGUACGGGAGGGGAUACUCGCUUCGUUAGGUAAGCAAUUCUUUCGUGCGACGGCGAUGACAACUGAACGCGAUAACGACUCAUGCAAACGGCCGAUUACAAAGAAGAAAAAUAUACGGUAUUACGAUUAUGAUCGAUCGAUCGAUCGAAUCUUCAGCCGCUGUCUUGAUAAUGAUUUUUAAAUUCCCGAUAGGUACACAUUGCAUAAUCACACAUGUGUACUUAUCCGAGAUCCCGUGAAAUCCAAGAUCGCGAUUCAAGUUAUACCUUCACCGUCUCACCGAUAUUUCAGACGCAAUUGCCUGAACAUUAAAGCCACAAUUGUUUUCUUAUACUUUCUCACAAAUUUACUAUGUUUUGCGAUUCCAUUCCACGGUGAGACGUGAUUUUUUAUUUUGUCUCCUUUUUUAAAACAUAUCAAUUUAAUAUUAUAAAGUAUAGCGAGUGCGUAUAUAACGAAGGAGAAAAACAAGCCCUCAAAUAGUAGGAAAUUUUCACGGAACACCUUUGAACAGCACCGCUACACUAUUAUUCGAGAUCGAAUUAUACAACGCGGCUGAGAGCAUCGCGAAAUAAUACUUUUCUUAUUUCUCAAUUUUUCCCUACGAUGACUGAUCAGUAUAAAACUUGAGUAGCUGAAAAAUAUUUCCAUAAAAAUCAUUCUACAAUCCCAUUGUUAGCGAAAAAUUCAAUACGAUGAAUCAGGUAUCAAUGAAGCGAAAUUUUUUUUGAAAUACAAAACAUACUUUUUUUUCCUUCUGCUUUUGUUUUUAUUGCAAAACUAGUGAUCCCAAUAUUUAUAUACCAUUUUUUACAAACAUAUCAUUCUUGAUCAACGCUCUCUCAGGUGGAAAAUUUUUUUAUUACGCAUAAUUUUUUCAAUUCAGUUUGUCUUCGUUUCUAAGAAGAUAAUUAAACUUGCUGACUGUAACUUUCAAUUAUACUAAACUUUAAGCCUAAUAAUGUUAAUUAACGUGCGACAAUAUUGAAUAGCGUGUGAGAAGCUCGCGUGCAGCGUUGGAGAGAAAUAGAAAAAAUUUCACGCGGUAUUUUUAUUAUUUUUCUAUUCCUAUAGAGUUCGUAUAGUUUACCUUGCACUUCCACACGGAAUUUUAAAUGAACGCUAAACAAUGUACGGAGAAUAUGAUAAAUUUUAUUAUCAGAUAAA